AUGCCACAAAAUCAUGCACAUGAUGAUUUUGCUGAAAGCAAUGUGUCAUCUAGUGUCAAUACCAUUUCAUCUUCACCCAGUAAUACAUACAUCGAUAUGGUCAGUCAAUCAUUUGGGUCCCGCAAUAGAGGCUCCAAUGCUGCUAGUGCCGGAAAACUUUCACGUUUUGCUUUUAAUAUCUAUGGAAAUGGGGCUGGAAACAGUCCUUCUUCUUUUGCGGGCGCUAACUCUCCCACAAGAAUCUUAUCGAGGAAACAAAGAACUUCGGGUACAACAUUUGGGGGACCACAGACAGCUCAGAAGCAGCUUGUAUUUGGUGCAGCAGGAGAAGUUAACUGCAUGUGCAAGUCACAUGAAUCCAACGAUGUGCUAGCUAUAGGUGGUCAAAAAUUGCUGCAAGUGGUGCGAGCUACGGAUAACAAUAUUUCAAUUGUUCAUAAUAUCAACUCAAUAUCUGCUAAGAAAAAUCAGCAAACAAAGGGCAAAAGUGGUGCCGGAUUUAUCAGUGAUGUUGGUUUUGGUUAUCACAAUUAUAGUAAGGUGCUAGCUGCCGGAUCUAUUUCAGGAGCCAUCUAUACAUUUAAUAUCGCCAAGAAUUCGUUUUCACAGAUCAAUGUAUUAAAUGACCAUUCCAGAAGUGUUAACUCCCUUAAUUUUAGUUCAUUUACUUCUCAUGCUCUUCUCUCGGGAUCGCAGGACGGUACGGUGAAAAUUUGGGAUUUGAGAAUGAAGAGGACUAAAGCAACGACAACCAUUCAAGGGAACGCUGAUGCAGUAAGAGCUGCCAAGUUUUCAAACGUAACUGCAGGAAAAAUAUGUGGUAUUUUUGAUUCUGGUGUUAUAAAAAAAUGGGAUAUGAGACAACCAAAUCAGGUUGAACGGAAAGUUAAUGCUCAUACUGGGCCAGGCUUGUCUAUUGACUGGCAUCCUGAUAUUGACUAUAUCGUUAGUGGCGGAAGAGAUAAACAGAUCCAGUUUUGGAACAUGACCAGUACUGCCCUAGAUGUUAGAAAACCAGACCAUGUGAUAUCUACAAGUGGUGCUGUCGGAAAAGUUUCAUGGUGCAAUGCUCGUCAAAACUCUCCGGCAAACAUAUACAAUACAGAUAUUGCUUCAUGUUACUACAAUGACGACAAUUGUAUCCAGAUAUGGAACCUGAAACGGAGAUACGUUCCAAAAUAUCUUUUAGAAGGUCAUAAUAACCAAAUUACCCAAAUAUUAUGGAAGAAGCCCGAUACUCUUUGGUCAUGUUCGAAAGAUAAAACUUUGAUCCAGCACGAUCUCACCACUUCCUCCUUAUACAGUGAUAAUUUGCCGGUUGCUACUUCUGCAUGGAAUAGUAGCUCGGAUCUUUCUUUAUCAUUUGUAUCUCAAUUUCAGGAUAACUUUGUUUCCAGAGGAAGAAAUUCCUCACAGACAGGUGAUCAUGUCACUCUUCAAUCAGAUGAGAUAGAUUAUAGUGAUACAUUUGAUAGCAGACCCUCAUCAGAGGCUAUGCAAAGGUCAGACAGUCAGAAGUUAACAACAGAGAGUGAUCGAAAAGAAGAGGUAUCCCACUCUACUUUUCCCUUCUCCAGAGAGUACUCUACUCAGGAUUUAAGACAGAUUGAGCAUAUUGAAGCUCAGCGUCCCAAGAUGUAUAGCGAUCUUUCCACGGAUGGACUUUCUAGAACUCUAGAGAAAGCUUCGUUGCAAAAUCAACAGCUUAGAGUUCCAAGUUCCCAUGGACUACACGAGUUGAAAUCUCCUAUACCAUCAAGACUAUCCACUUCAAGGUCGCAGUCGGUAAACAUUGCCAAUUUCCAAGAGGAUGAUAGAGAGGGUUCUCCUAUAAUCUACAACGUAGAAGUCCCAUUGGAGUUUAAUGACGAUAAGGUAUUCAAUUUUCUUGCUGCUAACUAUUUAACUUCUGUUCCUUCUGAUAUGGAUAUUUUUUCCGUCUGCGAGUACAAUGCAAAUGUUUCGGCAAGUGUGAAUCGAUUCAGGGAUGCCCAGACUUGGAGGACCAUUAAAGCUAGUGUAGAAUGGGAUCAAUUUAGACGAUCGAGUGAGGACGCCGAUACAAUGCCUGGAUCAAAAUCCAGUGAUGAUCCAGAAAAGUCCAUUACACAAAAUAACAACGGACCCAGCGAUGAUGAUAGCCAAUCUGCGAUUGACACUGGAUUAGAAUCUUUAGCAACUUCUCAUUCCACGAGAUACGCUGAGUCUCCUCAAGGUUCCCUACCACUCUCCCAUAGAAAUUCAUUCAAUGAUGCAUGGAAGCCUCCUGCCAGGAAAUCAAAUACAAUGACCGAUAGGAGACCUCAAGAUAUGACUUUUGAAGAGGCUAUUGUUGACGGUGAUGACGAUGACCACUCUUCUUCCAAGCACACCACGAACUCGGAGCUGGAUCCCGAAUCAGAAAACGUUCUUAGUGGUCCUUCAAGUGCCAAACCUAUUCCUGGUAAAAACUCUAAAACGUAUGGCUCACUACCCUCUACUGUUGGGACGUAUUCAUACCAAGGAUUACUGCAACCUGACUUUGACGAUGAAAAGUCCCCACAUUUGCGAUCUCCUGGAUCUUUUGACAUGAGUUAUACACCUCCUAACUUGAUGGCCACCACGAGGAGAUUGACGAAUGACUUCAAAAAUCAACGUUCAAACGACACUCGUAUGAAAUGGAGAAGGUCUUAUUCCAAAGUGAGCAGUAUCAGUAAUAAGAGUCAACUUACGAAAAUAUUGAAUGAGGGUCCAAAGAAUCUAACUAUGGAUAAAAGGAAAGAGGAGGAAGAGAUGAAACAAAAAGAGGAAGACGAAGCUUCUCUAUCACAGUUAAAGGUUCCUUGGGCACCAGAAUUUAUUAUAAGGGAGGCUGCUGAGUAUAGUGCCAGCCUUGGUGAUUUGACGAUGAGUGGCACUAUUGGGCUUCUAUUUUUCAAAAUGUAUCCAAGAUCUUUAUCAACGUUACAGCUAAAGGAUUGGCUAUAUACCUAUGAUCAAAUAUUAAGAAGAAGACAAUUAUUCACUGUUGCCAGCGAGCUUUUGAAAACAACCUCCGAACUGUUUGAAAUUUUCAAAAUAAAAGGCCAAACAAAUACCUCAUUUCGGACAUAUUGCCAUCAUUGUAAUUCUCUUAUAUUGAAUGAAAAGUCUAAAGAAAAGAUGAAAAGUGUUUGUUGUCAUGUGGUCACAGAGGCCAUUUUGGGUGUAUGA
Molecule: messenger RNA, 3192 nt
Organism: Komagataella phaffii GS115
Lineage: Eukaryota; Fungi; Ascomycota; Pichiomycetes; Pichiales; Pichiaceae
Exons: 2
Coding region: 1-3192 (1063 amino acids)
Biological process (GO): positive regulation of TOR signaling
Molecular function (GO): protein binding
Source: RefSeq, a predicted model, not a curated record